AUGGAACUUACUACACACAUACUAGUAGAUGCAUUGAACAAACAAACUUCAAACUAAAGAAAAAUGUCCCAACCUCAAGUGGUACCUCUCGAUACAGCCGAUUCGGCCUCGAUACUAUCCAGCCCGAUACUGCUGACGCUCCUCGGGAUAAUCUCGCUGCUCACCAUAUACCACUACUGGUUCAAAAACCAAAGGUAUGUGAAAUUGGGGAACCAAAUGCCCGGCCCUCCGGCCGUUCCGAUCAUCGGCAACGCUCACUGGGCCCUCGGCCUAUCAGCUGCAGGCGUCUUCGAACUAUCGAUCAAAACGCACCGGGAACUCAAAUGCGACGUGGCCAGAGUGUGGCUGGGUCCCAGACUCAUCGUGGGAAUAAUGAAUGCAGAAGACGCCGAAAUCAUCUUGAACAGUAACGUGCACUUGGAGAAAUCCUCCGACUACAGCCUCUUCAAGCCUUGGCUGGGCGACGGGCUUCUAAUCAGCAAAGGCGAGAAAUGGCGGUCGCACAGGAAGAUGAUAGCGCCCACGUUCCACUCGAGCAUCCUGAAAUCCUUCAUGCCGGUGUUCAACAAGCAGGCGAGGAAUUUGGUGGCGCAGUUCCGCAAGGAGCAGUCCAACGAGUUCGAUUGCCACGACUACAUGAGCAGCGCCACCGUCGACACGCUGCUGGAGACUGCGAUGGGGGUCAGCAAGACCAGCGACGAGAACACCGGGUUCGAAUACGCCAUGGCGGUGAUGCGCAUGUGCAACAUCCUCCAUUUGAGGACCGUCAAGCUUUGGUUGAGACCCGACGUGCUGUUCAACCUGACGAAGUUCAGUACGCUGCAGGUGUCGCUGUUGAACAUCAUCCACGAUUUGACCAAGAGGGUCAUCAAGAAGAAGAAGGAAAAUUACUUCGAGCGCGUGGUGAGAGGAGAAACUAGUUUGUACACGGAGGCGGUUAAGACAACAUUCGACGAGACAAAGGGGCACAUCGUGGAAAAUGCCAGCAUCAUGUCCAAUUACGCCAAAGACGAUUUGGACGAGAACGAUAACGAUGUCGGCGAGAAAAAACGUCUGGCGUUCCUCGACUUCUUGGUGGAGGCGAGCCAAACUAAAGGAAACGUCCUCAGCGAUGAAGAAGUCAGCGAGGAAGUUAACACAAUCAUGUUCGAGGGCCACGACACCACAGCCGCAGCUUCCAGCUUCACCCUUUGCUUGCUGGGCAUCCACAAAGACAUCCAGAAGAAGGUCUACGACGAACUCAAAGAAAUAUUCCAGGACAACAUGGACAGACCCAUCACAUUCAACGACACCUUGCAGAUGAAGUACCUCGAAAGAGUUAUUCUAGAAACGUUGAGGAUGUACCCGCCGGUGCCUAUCAUUGCUAGAAAAGUUAACGAAGAUGUUAAAUUAGUGUCUGGAAAUUACACGAUUCCCAAAGGCACUACUGUAGUUGUGGCGCAGUAUUUGAUCCAUCGCAACGAGAAAUACUACAAAAAUCCGAUGGUGUUCGAUCCGGAUAAUUUCCUGCCGGAAAAGUGCCAGGAGAGAUCCUUCUACGCGUAUGUACCCUUCAGCGCGGGCCCGCGAAGUUGCGUUGGAAGGAAAUACGCCAUGCUGAAGUUGAAAGUCCUGCUCGCAGGCGUGCUGAGGAAAUUCGAGGUAAUAUCUUUGGACAAGGAAAAGGAUUUCAAGCUACAAGCUGACAUCAUACUGAAGAGGGAAGAAGGAUUCAAAAUUAAAGUGGUCGAAAGGGUCAAGUAAUUCGCUAUUUUUAUUCAUCGUUCUCCAUUAGUAAUAAGCACAUAAUUUAACUUGUAAUACAUUAAUUAAACAUGAAGUAAAGGGUUACCUGAUUGUAAAAAUUUUAUGAUAAUAAAUUUAUUUAUGUUA
Phyllotreta striolata is the source of this 1872-nucleotide messenger RNA. NCBI's taxonomy places the organism in Eukaryota, Metazoa, Arthropoda, Insecta, Coleoptera, Chrysomelidae. The record is from the annotation of a GenBank genome assembly.